Pteropus alecto (black flying fox) is the source of this 1428-nucleotide messenger RNA. It is a transcript of the gene NR0B1, whose product is annotated as nuclear receptor subfamily 0 group B member 1. The coding region runs from base 1 to 1428 and encodes 475 amino acids. The record is from RefSeq and is a predicted model, not a curated record. Gene Ontology annotation, biological process: negative regulation of transcription by RNA polymerase II. Gene Ontology annotation, cellular component: nucleus; cytoplasm. The transcript has 2 exons. Lineage: Eukaryota; Metazoa; Chordata; Mammalia; Chiroptera; Pteropodidae. Gene Ontology annotation, molecular function: transcription corepressor activity; transcription factor binding.
AUGGCGGGGGAGGACCACCAGUGGCAGGAGGGCAGCAUUCUCUACAACAUACUCAUGAGCGCGAAGCAAACGCACGCGGCUCCGGAACCAUCGGAGGCGCCCAAGGCGAGGCUGGGGGGCGUGUGCUGUGGCUGUUCUUGCGGCGCGGAGCCCCCGGUGGGCAGAGAGGGGCUGACGGGUGGGAGGGCAGGGGCGCUUCUAUACCGCUGCUGCUGUUGUGGUGAAGAACACCAGCGGCAGGGCAGCAUCCUCUACAAUAUCCUUACGAGCGCAAAGCAAAUGCAAGAGGCUCCCAAGGCGCCAGAGGCGCGGCUGGGGAACGCGUGCUGGGGCUGCUCCUGCGGCGCUGAGCCCCCUGUGGGCAGAGAGGGACUGCCAGGUGGGCAGGCCACGGCUUUCCUGUACCGCUGCUGCUUUUGCGGUGAAGACCACCCACGACAGGGCAGCAUCCUUUACAGCUUGCUCACAAGCGCAAAGCAAACACACGUGGCUCCGGAAGCUCCCGAGACUCGGCGGGGAGGCGGGUUGUGGGACCGCUCCUACUGUGCACAGAAGCUGUGGGGCAGAGAGGAGCUGCGGGGCGAGAGGGCAGUGGAGCUCCUGUAUCGCUGCUGCCUUUGCGGUGAAGACCACCUGCGGCAGGGCAGCAUUAUCUACAACAUGCCCACGAGCGCAAAACAAACGCACGCGGCUCCAGAGGUGCAGCCGGGGGCCCCCUGGUGGAACCCCUCAUGUGGCGCGCAGCGGCUGGUGGUCCUCAAGAGUCCACAGGUGGUCUGCGAGGCAGCCUCGGCGGGCCUGUUGAAGACACUGCGCUUUGUCAAGUACUUACCCUGUUUCCAGGUGCUGCCCCUGGACCAGCAGCUGGUGCUGGUGCGCAGCUGCUGGGCGCCGUUGCUCUUGCUCGAGUUGGCCCAGGACCGCUUGAACUUCGAGAUAGUGGAGACCUGGGAGCCCACCUUGCUGCAGAGGAUCCUCACCAGCAGGCGGCGGGAGACCGCAGGCAACGAGCCGCCGCCUCUCCCCACGCUGCAGCCACACUUGGUACAGCCAACAGAGGCCCGGCAUUUGCCGUCGGCCGCAGAAGUCCAAGCCAUCAAGGGUUUCCUUGCCAAAUGCUGGAGCCUGGAGAUCAGUACCAAGGAGUACGCCUACCUCAAAGGAACCGUGCUCUUUAACCCCGACCUGCCAGGCCUGCAGUGUGUGAAUUACAUUCAGGGACUUCAGCAGGGAACUCAGCAGAUCCUCAGCGAACACAUCAGGAUGACGCACAGGGGGCACCAGGCCAGAUUCGCUGAACUGAAUAGUGCCCUUUUUCUACUGAGAUUUAUCAAUGCCAGUGUUGUUGCUGAACUAUUCUUUAGGCCCGUCAUUGGCACAGUCAGCAUGGAUGAUAUGAUGCUGGAAAUGCUCUGUGAGAAAUUAUAA